Contarinia nasturtii (swede midge) is the source of this 3506-nucleotide messenger RNA. It is a transcript of the gene AP-1gamma, whose product is annotated as AP-1 complex subunit gamma-1. The record is from RefSeq and is a predicted model, not a curated record. Gene Ontology annotation, molecular function: clathrin-cargo adaptor activity. Gene Ontology annotation, cellular component: AP-1 adaptor complex; membrane coat; Golgi apparatus. NCBI's taxonomy places the organism in Eukaryota, Metazoa, Arthropoda, Insecta, Diptera, Cecidomyiidae. The coding region runs from base 387 to 3143 and encodes 918 amino acids. Gene Ontology annotation, biological process: receptor-mediated endocytosis; intracellular protein transport; Golgi to vacuole transport. The transcript has 13 exons.
AUGGCGUAGAAAGAUUCAAACGAUACAUUUGUAUCCAGUCAUUUGUGAUGUAAUUUUGUGCUUUGAAAAUUACUGAAAUAUUUCGCUUUUUUAACAAAUUAUUUGCAUUGAAGCAUGUGGAAGUGUUUUUUCCAUUAUUCUUGUGGUACUGAUUGUCAUUUUACCUGAGUUCAUUUGAAUAUCGUGUACGCAACAAGCGACCCAUAUCAAUUAACACGUAAACCGUAACGACACUUCUUAUCAAUUUUCUUUUUCGGUGGGUGGAGAACAAAAAAAUAAAUUACGUUCCGUUCAUCGCAUAAAUUGCUAAGUUUAAAGUGUUUCGUGCACAAUUGAACUUUUCCAUAUCCAAACCAAGUGCGCAUUUUGUACAAACCAGUCGAGACAUGAAUAUGAAUCCGUAUUAUGAUCCAGAAUGGAGUGUUUUGCCUCCGGAAAAUAACCGCCGAUUUAAUCCAGCAUUUAACAUGGCCACCAUCCGUCAGGCAAUUAACGAAGCCGUCGAACGGGUGAGAAUGCCGACACCGACUCGAUUAAGAGAUUUAAUACGUCAAAUUCGUGCAGCACGAACGGCGGCCGAAGAACGUGCCGUUGUAAAUAAAGAAUGCGCCUACAUUCGAAGCACAUUUCGUGAAGAGGACUCAGCAUGGCGAUGUCGAAACAUUGCCAAAUUACUUUACAUUCAUAUGUUAGGUUAUCCAGCACAUUUUGGACAGUUGGAAUGUCUCAAAUUGACCGCUAGUCCACGAUUCACCGACAAACGAAUCGGAUACUUAGGUGCAAUGCUAUUGCUUGACGAACGCCAAGAUGUGCAUUUGUUAAUCACAAAUUGUUUGAAAAAUGACUUGAAUAGUACAACACAGUUUGUAGUUGGAUUAGCUUUGUGUACAUUGGGUGCGAUUGCAUCACCAGAAAUGGCACGUGAUUUGGCUAGUGAAGUGGAACGUUUGAUGAAAUCACCAAACGCUUAUAUAAGGAAAAAAGCAACAUUAUGCGCAUUUCGCGUUAUUCGUCGCGUGCCUGAUUUGAUGGAAAUCUUUUUGCCUGCCACCCGAUCUUUACUCAGCGAAAAAAAUCACGGAAUUUUGAUAACUGGAGUGACUCUCAUAACCGAAAUGUGUGAAAAUAGCCCUGAUACACUCAACCAUUUCAAACAGGAUAGCGGAGGUCGAGAGAUUGUUCCAAAUCUGGUGCGAAUUUUGAAAAAUUUGAUUUUGGCCGGCUAUUCACCCGAACAUGAUGUCAGCGGUGUUAGUGAUCCAUUUUUGCAGGUGAAAAUUCUUCGAUUGUUGAGAAUAUUGGGACACAAUGAUCCGGAUGCAUCAGAAGCGAUGAACGAUAUUUUAGCUCAGGUUGCAACAAAUACAGAAACGAGCAAAAAUGUUGGUAACACCAUUCUAUACGAAACGGUGCUGUCAAUUAUGGACAUACGUUCGGAAGGUGGCCUACGCGUGUUGGCUGUUAACAUUCUAGGUCGAUUUUUGUUGAACAGUGAUAAGAAUAUCCGUUAUGUUGCAUUGAAUACGCUGUUGCGAACGGUGCAUGCGGACACGUCGGCUGUGCAACGACAUCGUACAACGAUAUUGGAAUGUUUGAAAGAUCCAGAUGUAUCGAUAAGACGCCGUGCCAUGGAAUUGUCAUUUGCAUUGAUUAAUGCACAAAAUGUUCGUUCGAUGAUCAAAGAAUUGCUGAUAUUUCUGGAGAAAUCCGAUUCAGAAUUUAAGGCAUCGUGUAGCAGUGGUUUAAUAUUGGCCGCUGAAAGAUAUGCACCAACGAAACGUUGGCAUCUUGAUACACAAUUGAGCGUUUUGAUUGCUGUUGGCAAUUUUGUGCGUGAUGAUGUGGUUUCGUCGACAAUUCAACUGAUUUCGAGCAGUUCAUCAAGCGAUCAAGGAUAUAUUACCGGUCAAUUGUGGGACGCAUUACUUUCAGCACCAAAUGUCGAGGACAAGCAACCAUUGCUUCAAGUUGCAUUGUGGGCCAUCGGAGAGUAUGGCGAUAUGUUUGUUUAUGGAGAACGAACUAAUGAUAUUCCAACGGAUUCCAAUAUCAUUGAAUUCUAUCAAAAAUUGUUGUGGUCAUCUCAAGUAUCAAUUACGACAAAGCAAUACAUAUUGGUGUCGCUAAUAAAACUUAGCACUCGCUUGCAUAGCGGUCAAGAUGAAAUAAAGUGCAUAAUUGAUGGGUUUGGAUCGCAUUUGGACAUUGAUUUACAACAACGUUCAGUGGAAUUUUCACAAUUAUUCAAGGCGCACAAUAAUUUGCGUCCAGCCCUACUAGAAAAAAUGCCACCCAUGCAAAUAACGCGAGAUUCAAAUCAAAAUUCAGAAUUUAAUGAAGAAAGUGAAGAACUCAUUACGAAUGGCGAUGACAAUGGAGAGAAUUUGAAUAGCAAAAUUGCACCGAGUGAUUCAAAUGCCUUACUGGAUUUACUUGGUGAAAAUAGCAGUCCGAUGAUGUCGCCCACAUCCAUGAAUCCAUCCGAAAAGCAACAAUAUUCUAGCAAUAAUAAACAAAACAAUGCCAUGCCCAGCAGUGAUUUGCUUGAUUUGCUCGGUGGUCUUGGAAGUGAUGCAAUCACAACAUCAUCGGCAACAACAACAACGGUCGCAACAAAUGAUAAUUUAAAUAAUACAAAUGGCAUUAAUAUCCUAUCAAUGCUACCAAACACCCUAUCACCAUUGUCACCAACCACCGGCAAUAAUAUACUGAGUAAUAAUUUAUUUGAUGACCUCACCGGUAAUUCGACAAAUAACUCAAUAAGCGGCGGUGGUGGUGGUGAUGGCGGUGACAGUGUAAAAAUAACGGCUUUAGAUAAAAACGGAUUGAAUAUUACGCUAGUGCCUAACAAAAGUGUUGGCGAUGGAUGUCUACGUGUUAUCAUGUUAGCCACAAAUAAUUCACUAAACACACUCGAACAGUAUUUAUUCCAAGCGGCUGUUCCAAAGAGCUUUACAUUACAAAUGCUAUCGCCAUCUGGAUCGGUUUUACCGCCCGGCGGUACCAUUUCACAAGAGAUGCGAUUGACCAGUUCGUCAAAGUGCGCUUUGCGAAUGCGACUUCGUAUAUCAUAUGUGAUCAAUGGCAAUCCAGUACUUGAACAAACUGAAGUCAACAGUUUUUCAGAAGAUGCAUUUGACUAAGAAUGAAGACUACAAAUUCUUAUGAGUUUGUCCCUACUUUGUUUUAAUUUCGUCACUUUCAUCAUUGCUAAAUAUUGUGCUGAUUUAGUUUUUAUUAGUUCACCGUUUCUCUAUCUCUAACGCGUAAAAAACUACACACACACAAAAAAUGUUAGAAAAUGAAUUAAUUAACCAUGUAUUUAUAACUAAACAAAAAUGAAUCAAUUAUUAUAUCGAAAAUGCGUGAAUUCAUUUGCGGCAUCGUUGUGCGAGAUACAUCAACGCCCACAAAACUACUUUUACUUAAUUUUCAACUAUUCAAACAUUAUGUUUUUGUUUAAAUUAGUGAAAUGGAAAAAUAAGAAGAAACUGGAAAGAAACAAA